Molecule: messenger RNA, 3414 nt
Organism: Dermacentor albipictus
Lineage: Eukaryota; Metazoa; Arthropoda; Arachnida; Ixodida; Ixodidae
Source: RefSeq, a predicted model, not a curated record
UUGGCUUAAGUUCUGCAGUACUGGCAAAAUGGCGACCGUCAUUUGGACCACGACCACAUCGAUUUGAAUGAUCUCCACUCUGCACCAUGGAUCUCGAUAUGUCCACGAUGGCAAGUCAGCCACGCUGUGUCGUUGAGUUGGGAUUUCUUGAAAAACGUGAGGCAUGGGCGCUAAGGAGCACAUAUACUCCCAGCAAAGUAGGUGGAAAACCAGCUUGGCUUCAUCUGAAAGAUGUUCCUAAUGGCAAACGUCUUACUUGCCGUAACUGCGGUGAGCCAUGCCUUUUGCUUCUGCAGUUGUAUGCUCCGCGCGGUGACGUCGACUCUGCUUUUCACAGAACGCUCUUUGUGUUCGUUUGCGUGACUCCGAACUGUGCAAAUAAGCACGACGUCGGCAGCUAUAUAGUUCUGCGGUCGCAGCUGCCGGAAGAAAACAUGUUUUACAGCAUCGAACCACCUAUGGAAUCCCCUGACAGCUCUGGCAGCCCUUCGGCUGAAGAUUUCUGCGAUAUCUGCGCCGUGUGCGGUGCUUUAGGCGACAAGGCUUGCUCCAAAUGCCGUAGCCGUCACUACUGUUCCAAGUCUCACCAAAUAUUGGAUUGGAAAGAUGGUCAUCGAGCUCGCUGCAACUCGCAGUGCGUCGAUAGCUGCGAAAGGACUUCGGCGCCACUGUUUCCUGAGUACGAGCUGGUUAUAGAGACAGAAGAAGACGCCUGCAACGACGACCAAGGCUGUAAAACAGAUAAAGACAGACUUGCAGACUACUGCGAUUAUGUAACCAGUCAUCCGGGGUGUUCAAGUGACGGCGCAGAUGUCGCGGACUUGAACAAGAUGGCGGCAACCUGCCAAGACAAAGCAUUUUGGAAAUUCAAGAAGACCAUUAGGGAAGCCCCUGAUCAGGUGCUACGGUACAAUUUAGGUGGUACGCCUCUCCUAGUUGCCAAUACAGGUGACCCUGGCGACGUGCCUCGUUGUUCCUGCGGUUCAGAGAGGCAGUUCGAGUUCCAAGUUAUGCCCCAAUUGCUCAACAGCAUUACAGAGUCGACAGUGGAUAGCCUGGACUGGGGAACAUUAUUAGUCUACACGUGCAAGGCCUCCUGCGAUGGCGAACCGUACCAAGAAGAAUAUUUGUGGAAGCAAAAUAUCUGUGAGGAAUAGUCAUGAGCUUACAUGUGUGCGCGGGCAUUUCUCAGGAGAAGUGUGAGCGGUGGAAUGUUUUUAUGGCGAGCCUAGCUCGCAGUUUAAACAUGAAAUAAAAACGCUGAUUGCCUAGGAAAGCCUAUAAUGUAUGGAUACUGUCAUGGAUGUGUGCAUGCAUCUAUAGACUUUAUUGAUGUAUGUAUAACACAAUUCUGCAUGUUAUAUCGAGGGCAAGUGAAGUGCUAACAACAGAGCAUGUGCCUGUAGCAUAACUGAAGGUACAAUGCACUCCGUUAGCCAGUCAUCCUUGUCCACGUCACGCGCACUUAUGGUUUUCGUGUAAACUGCGGUGCUGCUCACCUUACUUUAUUGUUUGAUGCUUGUUUCUUAAGCCAGCCUGCUGAAGCACCAUACCCAUUUUGCCAUUAUGGUUUCUAGUGCUGUCGUCACUCGUACAGAAACACUGAUGGUAAGAACAAAAGCAAAGCGAUGCAGGUCUGGAAACCGAGCACGUAUGUGUGAUAUGCUUCACGAGUGACGACUGUGCUGGCAUGGUGAAAAUGGCACUGCAGCGGGUCAGGUCAGGAAACAAGCGCAUGUGGUUUUUUGCACUCCGCAUAAAAACCACAUGCGCAUGUUGGCAAGGAUGACUGACUGACUGUACCUUCAGUUAUGCUUCAGGAACACACUCCACUGCUUGUACUUCAUUUGCCUGAUAGUACAUUUAAACAACUUUCACUUUACACACCAAAAAAAGCUUUUUACAGCGAAGCUGUUUACCUCUAAGAACCGGCAAUUUGGUGGUGAUCCACAGAAAACUAGGCUCAUGUACAAGUGAAUCGCUCGCUCGAGCUCCGACUAGAUCGCCACGUUCAAGGGAACGAUUUCGAAAUUCAAGCGCAAGUUCCCCGACGUGGAAUUCAGAUUCUCCUGCACCGUGCGCGACCGCCUGUGGUUCCGCGACGACUUAUCGCACAUGUCCACUGUAAAGAACACCGCAAAGAAACGCCAUGCGUUCCCUGGAGACGCCGUGUCUGAUUAUGAGGUGUGCAGUUAUACACUGCAGUUAGCAGCAUGCUCAUUUCAUUAGUUAGACUAGAAUAGGUUAAGUGGAUGGUAGCAGCUUCGCUGGCAUUCCACCUUCACUGAGUGGAUUGGGCCUUAAUUUUUUUUUUUUGAUCGUGUUCUUUUUCAGUCAUUCUCUUCGUUUACACUUAUUUUAGUGAAUUGCCUCAAAGAGGAGAUAAGCUUGUGUGUCAUUUGUCAGCAAUAUUUCAUAGAUAGGUUAGGGUAACAUGCAGGCUGCUGGCAACUAGGGAACUGCAAGUGGUCCAAGAAGGAGACAGAAAAUAUUUCUGUAACUGCAUUUGGUGUGAGCUGGGAGAAUUUAGGUGAUAUUUCAUUAUUGUCUGUGGGUAAGUAAUAUUGCUAAUGACAGUUGCAUCACCUGGCUUACUCCUAGAUCUUGAGCCAGUGUAGUUCUAUCAUUGUAGUGUGUGCCAUUUACUUUUAGUUACACAAAGUGUGAUUUGUUGAUUAUAAGUGAUUGUGAAAAAAAGUGAGUUAAAGCUGCCUUGAAUACAAAUUGCCUUUGCUUUAGACAACUUGUUCACUCUUUCCUUACUGCCAGGAAUGUGUUCAUUUUCACUGCUUCUGUAUUUUAUUUGAAAACGUACUAGUCACAACAUAUACUGUGGUACAUAAUAGCAUAGCUUAAGUAAUGGUGUUUUGAGUCUAAGUAAAAGAAAAAUAAUUUCUCAGAUAGUUUUCAAGAAUUCUUUCAUGUGAAAAUAUUAAAGUAUGUUGAAGCAUGAACAAAAAGAAUAAUUGCGAUUUUUGCUUAAAGUACUGAGUAAAAGGAAAUUGAAAUAUGCGUAAUGUAUGCCUUGCCACUUGAAGUUAGACCACAUGAAACAAUAUGCAGAUUUUAUGACUUGAAUAUAAGCCAUAGUGAUGCCCAUGUUUUAUGAGAAAGCAGUGUUUUUCACAAGUGUACGAACUGGUGUCUAUUCUGCAGGAAGCAUUUUGUUUUGACUCCUUGCAGCCAGCAUAUUGUUUCUUUUUGCAUUCUUUAGGCUCUUGAAACAAUGGUUGUCAGGUUCAUUAACCUCUUCAUACUCAAGUAUCCUGCUCAAUCAGCUUCUCUCUGUAAGCAAGCUGGCCUAGUCGUGCACCUUAAUCUGAUGCUGGAGCCUCCAUGCGCUUUGUACUUUAUUUUUGUGGUACUGUACAGUAAUAAAAAAGAACUUUUGCACAGGCAGUGUUCAAAAACUAA